Messenger RNA from Oryctolagus cuniculus (rabbit), 13265 nucleotides. The record is from RefSeq and is a predicted model, not a curated record. Lineage: Eukaryota; Metazoa; Chordata; Mammalia; Lagomorpha; Leporidae.
UAGAAAGAGACAGAGAGAAAGGUCUUCCUUCCACUGGUUCACCCCCUAAAUGGCCGCUACGGCCGGUGCUGUGCCGAUCCGAAGCCAGGAGCCAGGUGCUUCAUCCUGGUCUCCCAUGCGGGUGCAGGGCCCAAAUACUUGGGCCAUACUCCACUGCCUUCCCAGUCUACAGCAGAGAGCUGGACUGGAAGAGGAACUGCCGGAACUAGAACCCGGAGCCCAUAUGGGAUGCUGGCGCCGCAGGUGGAGGGUUAGUCAAGUGAACUACGGCACUGUCCCUAUUAAUUCUGUUUAACAGAGUAUAAUAUAGUGUGAUACUUUAUUAUCUUCUUUGCUUUUUCAUAUGAAAAAGCAUAUUUUCAUAUUUAUGCUUUAACGGCUUUUCAGAGUACAACCUGUAGACUGUACAAAUUAUGUAACAUGUACAUUGAAUUUUAGUGGUGGAGCCAUCACCACAUAGUGAUUUUAGAAUAUUUAUAUUGUCGGGGUUGGUACUGUGGUGUAGAGAGUAAAGCCUCCACUAUAUGGGCGCCUGUUCGAGUCCGGGUGCUCCAUUCCUGGUCUAGCUCUCUGGUAUGGCCUGGGAAAGUAGACUGUGCCCCACAUUGGAAACCUGGAAGGAGCUCCUGGCUCCUACCUGCUAAUCAGCUUCGUUCCGGCCAAUGCCGCCAUUUGGGGAGUGAACCAGGAAGACUUCUCUCUCUCUCUCUCUUCUGCCUCUACCUCUCUGUAACUCUGCUUUUCUUACUUUUUUUUAAAGAUUUUAUUUAUUUAUUUGAGAUGUAGAUUUACAGACAGUGAGAGGAAGAGACAGAGAGAAAGGUCUUCCCUCUGUCAGUUCACUCCCCAAAUGGCCGCAAUGGCCGGAGCUGUGCUAAUCCGAAGCUGGGAGCCAGAAGCCCCUUCCCAGUCUCGUACACAGGUUCAGGGGCCCAAGCACUUAGGCCAUCUUCCACUGCUUUCCCAGGCCACAGCAGAGAGCCGGAUUGGAAGAAGAGCAGUGGGACUAGGACUGACACCCAUAUGGGGUGCCGUUAAUGCAGGUGGAGGAUUAACCUACUGCGCCAUGGUGCCAGCCUCUGUAACUCUGCCUUUCAAGUAAAAUAAAAUAAAAUAUUUAAUAAAGAAAAAACAGAAUAUUUUCCCCAAAAGAUCUCUCAUGCUAAUUUACUUAAAAAAAAAAAAAAGAUUUAUUUAUUUGAAUGGUAGAAUUAGAGAGUCAGUAAGAGACAGAAAUGUCUGCCAUCCACUGGCUCAGUUCCCAAGUAGGUGCAAUGGCCAGGGCUGGGCCAGGCCAAACUCAAGAACCUGGUACUACAUCCUGGACUUCAUUGUGGUGGCAGGAGCCAAGCACCUGUGCUGUCCUCUGAGGCAUAUUAGCAAGGAGCGCUAUGAGUGCAACAGGUGUUCAUGUGGGAUGCUGUUGUUGCAGGUGGUGGCUUACUCCAUUGCACCACAACACCAGAACUCGCCUAUCCCUCAUUUCUCCUUAAUGUCUUUUUUUUUUUUUAUUUCAAAGAUUUAUUUUAUUUGAAAGGCAGAGUUAUAGAGAGAAUGAUCAUCUAUCUACUGGUUUACUCCUCAGGUAGCCUCCAUGGCCAGAGCUGAGCUAGGGGCCUCUUCUGGAUCUCCCAUAUAGGUGCAGGGGCCCAAGGACUUAGGCCAUUCUCUGCUGCUUUCCCAGGUACAUAAGUAGGGAGCUGGAUUGGAAGUGGAGCAACCAGGACUUGAACUGGCUUCCAUAUACUGGUAUUGCAGGUGGCGGCUUAGCCUAUUAUAGCACAGCGCCAGCCCCUCAUCUUAGUAUCUUAAGGUCUACAAGACUCUGUAUGAUUCUGCCACCAUUUAUGUAACCUGUGAUGAAUGUCAGUUGUUUCUAAUUUUGGAGUGUUAUAGUUUCACUGAACAUCAUUACACAUACAGUUCCAACACUUCUCUGGUUAUUUCAUUAGGGUUAAAUGGAAUUUACAUUUCAAAUGAUAUAUUUUGCCAAAUUGCCUUCCAAAAAGAUCCUAGCAAUUUGUACCUUUACUGGCAAUGGAUGAGUAUGCUUUGGGUUGUUUUAAUCUUGCAUGUAGAAUGCUUGAAUAUACCUAUGUAGAAAUUGAAGAAUGUCAUUUUAAAACCACUUACUUAGGCUACAAUGCAUUUUUAUAAGGAUUACCCUAUGGAUGGUGCUGUGGCACAGCAGGUCAAGGUGCCGUCUGUAAUGCUUGUAUCCCAUAUGGAUGCAUGUUUGAAUCCUGGCUGCUCUACUUCCGUUCCAGCUUCCUGCUGAUGUGCCUGGGAAAGCUGCGAAAGAUGAUCCGAGUACUUGGGUUCCUGUACUCACAUAGGAGACCUGGAUGAAGCUCCAGGCUGCUGGUUUGGCCUGGUCCAGCCCUCGUCAUUGCAGCCAUUUGGGGAGUGAACCAGCAGAUCGAAGCUCUCUGUCUGUCCCUCUUUCUCUGUAACUUUUAUUUUCAGGAUAUAUCAACUCAAGAAAGUAACAUACUAGGGGCAUUCUGUGAUAUGAAUGAUGUAGAAGUACCAUUGCAUUUGCUUCGUUACGUUUGUUUGUUUUGUGGAAAAAAUGGCCUUUCUCUCAUGAAGGAUUGCUUUGAAUAUGGAACUCCUGAAACUUUGCCAUUUCUUAUAGCACAUGCAUUUAUUACAGUUGUGUCUAAUAUUAGAAUAUGGCUCCAUAUCCCUGCUGUCAUGCAGCACAUUAUACCUUUUAGAACUUAUGUUAUCCGGUAUUUGUGCAAACUCUCUGAUCAGGAGUUACGACAGAGUGCGGCUCGUAACAUGGCUGACUUAAUGUGGAGCACAGUGAAAGAACCAUUGGAUACAACACUAUGCUUUGAUAAAGAAAGCUUAGAUCUUGCCUUUAAAUACUUUAUGUCACCUACUUUGACUAUGAGAUUGGCUGGAUUAAGUCAGAUAACAAAUCAACUUCAUACCUUCAAUGAUGUGUGCAAUAAUGAAUCAUUGGUAUCAGACACAGAAACGUCCAUUGCAAAAGAACUGGCAGACUGGCUUAUUAGCAACAAUGUGGUGGAACAUAUAUUUGGACCAAACUUACAUAUUGAGAUUAUCAAACAGUGCCAAGUUAUUUUGAAUUUUUUGGCAGCGGAAGGGCGACUGAGCACUCAGCAUAUUGACUGUAUUUGGGCUGCAGCACAGUUGAAACAUUGUAGUCGAUAUAUACAUGACUUAUUUCCUUCACUAAUCAAGAAUUUGGAUCCUGUACCACUCAGACAUCUUCUUAAUCUGGUUUCAGCUCUUGAACCAAGUGUUCAUACUGAACAGACAUUGUACUUGGCAUCAAUGUUAAUUAAAGCAUUGUGGAAUAAUGCACUAGCAGCUAAGGCUCAGCUAUCUAAGCAGAGUUCAUUUGCAUCUUUAUUGAACACUAAUAUUCCCAUUGGAAAUAAGAAAGAGGAAGAAGAGCUGAGAAGAGCAGCUCCAUCACCUUGGUCACCUGCAGCGAGUCCUCAAAGCAGUGACAACAGUGAUACACAUCAGAGCGGAGGCAGUGACAUCGAAAUGGAUGAGCAGCUCAUUAAUAGAACCAAACAUGUGCAACAGCGACUUUCAGAUACAGAGGAAUCCAUGCAGGGAAGUUCCGAUGAAACAGCCAACAGUGGUGAAGAUGGAAGCAGUGGUCCUGGUAGCAGUAGUGGACACAGUGAUGGAUCUAGCAAUGAGGUCAAUUCUAGUCAUGCAAGCCAGUCAGCUGGGAGUCCUGGUAGUGAAGUCCAGUCAGAAGACAUUGCGGAUAUGGAAGCCCUGAAAGAAGAAGAUGAAGAUGAUGACCACAGUCAUAAUCCUCCCAAAAACAGCUGUGGUACAGAGCUUCGGAAUAGAAAAUUAGAAAGUCAAGCAGGCAUUUGCUUAGAUUCCCAAGGCCCAUCUGAAAGAAAUGGGACAAGCAAUGGAACAGGAAAGGACCUGGUUUUUAAUGCUGAGUCGUUACCAUCGGUGGAUAAUCGAAUACGAAUACUAGAUGCUUGUUCACACUCUGAAGACCCAGAGCAUGAUAUUUCAGGGGAAAUAAAUGCUGCUCAUAUAGCACAAGGGACUCAGGAGACUUGUAUCACACGAACUGGGGACUUCCUUGGGGAGACUAUUGGGAAUGAAUUAUUUAAUUGUCGGCAGUUUAUUGGUCCACAGCAUCACCACCACCACCACCAUCACCACCAUCAUCACCACCAUGAUGGGCACAUGGUUGAUGAUAUGCUAAGUGCAGAUGAUGUCAGCUGUAGUAGCUCCCAGGUCAGUGCAAAAUCAGAAAAAAAUAUGGCUGAUUUUGAUGGUGAAGAGUCUGGCUGUGAAGAGGAGCUAGUUCAGAUUAAUUCACAUGCAGAAUUAACAUCUCAUCUCCAACAGCAUCUUCCCAAUUUAGCCUCGAUCUAUCAUGAACAUCUCAGUCAAGGACCUGCUGUUCAUAAACAUCAGUUUAACAGUAAUGCUGUUACAGACAUCAAUUUAGAUAAUGUUUGCAAGAAAGGAAACACUUUGUUGUGGGAUAUAGUCCAAGAUGAUGAUGCGGUUAAUCUUUCUGAAGGGUUAAUAAACGAAGCAGAGAAACUUCUUUGUUCCUUAGUAUGUUGGUUUACAGACAGACAGAUUCGAAUGAGAUUCAUUGAAGGCUGCCUGGAAAACUUAGGGAACAACAGAUCAGUAGUAAUUUCACUUCGUCUUCUUCCAAAACUAUUUGGUACUUUUCAGCAGUUUGGGAGCAGUUAUGAUACACAUUGGAUUACAAUGUGGGCAGAAAAAGAACUGAACAUGAUGAAGCUUUUUUUUGAUAAUUUGGUUUACUACAUUCAAACUGUAAGAGAAGGAAGACAAAAACAUGCACUGUACAGUCAUAGUGCUGAAGUUCAAGUUCGACUCCAGUUCUUGACUUGUGUAUUUUCAACUCUAGGAUCACCUGAUCAUUUCAGGUUAAGUUUAGAGCAAGUCGACAUUUUAUGGCAUUGUUUAGUAGAAGAUUCUGAGUGUUAUGAUGACGCACUCCACUGGUUUUUAAACCAAGUUCGAAGUAAAGAUCAGCAUGCUAUGGGAAUGGAAACCUACAAGCAUCUUUUCCUGGAGAAGAUGCCCCAGCUAAAACCUGAGACGAUUAGCAUGACUGGCUUAAACCUAUUUCAGCAUCUUUGUAACUUGGCCCGAUUGGCUACCAGUGCCUAUGAUGGUGGUUCAAACUCUGAGCUAUGUGGUAUGGACCAAUUUUGGGGUAUUGCUUUAAGAGCACAAUCUGGUGAUGUCAGCCGAGCAGCUAUCCAGUAUAUUAACUCCUAUUAUAUUAAUGGGAAAACAGGUUUGGAGAAGGAACAAGAAUUUAUUAGUAAAUGCAUGGAAAGUCUUAUGAUAGCUUCUAGUAGUCUUGAACAGGAAUCACACUCAAGUCUUACAGUUAUAGAAAGAGGACUACUUAUGCUGAAGACACAUCUGGAAGCAUUUCGAAGAAGGUUUGCCUAUCAUCUGAGACAGUGGCAAAUUGAAGGCACUGGUAUUAGUAGUCAUUUGAAAGCGCUGAGCGAUAAACAGUCUCUGCCGCUACGGGUUGUAUGCCAACCAGCUGGACUUCCUGACAAGAUGACUAUUGAAAUGUAUCCUAGUGACCAGGUAGCAGAUCUUAGGGCUGAAGUAACUCAUUGGUAUGAAAAUUUACAGAAAGAACAAAUAAAUCAACAAGCUCAACUUCAGGAGUUCGGUCAAAGCAGCCGAAAGGGAGAGUUUCCUGGAGGCCUCAUGGGACCUGUUAGGAUGAUUUCAUCUGGACAUGAGUUAACAACCGAUUAUGAUGAAAAAGCACUUCAUGAGCUUGGUUUUAAGGAUAUGCAGAUGGUGUUUGUAUCUUUGGGUGCACCCAGGAGAGAACGGAAAGGGGAAGGUGUUCAGCUGCCAGCAUCUUGCUUGCCACCUCCCCAGAAGGAUAACAUUCCGAUGCUUUUGCUUUUACAAGAACCUCAUUUAACUACUCUGUUUGACUUAUUAGAGAUGCUUGCAUCAUUUAAACCACCAUCAGGGAAAGUUGCAGUGGAAAAUAGUGAGAGUUUAAGAUGUGAAGAACUUCAUCUUCAUGCAGAAAAUUUGUCUAGGCGUGUCUGGGAGCUACUGAUGCUUCUUCCUACGUGUCCUAACAUGUUGAUGGCAUUCCAGAACAUCUCAGAUGAACAGAGUAAUGAUGGACUUAAUUGGAAAGAACUUCUCAAAAUUAAGAGUGCCCACAAGCUGUUGUAUGCUCUGGAAAUUAUUGAAGCACUGGGAAAACCUAACAGACGAAUAAGGAGAGAGUCAACGGGAAGUUACAGUGAUCUUUAUCCAGAUUCCGAUGAUUCAAGUGAGGAUCAAGUAGAAAAUAGUAAAAAUUCCUGGAGUUGCAAGUUUGUUGCUGCUGGAGGGCUUCAACAGUUACUAGAAAUCUUUAAUUCUGGAAUUCUAGAGCCUAAAGAGCAGGAAUCUUGGACUGUGUGGCAGCUAGACUGUCUUGCUUGCUUGCUGAAGUUAAUAUGCCAGUUUGCAGUAGAUCCAUCUGAUCUGGAUUUAGCUUAUCAUGAUGUCUUUGCCUGGUCUGGUAUAGCUGAAAGCCAUAGAAAACGGACCUGGCCUAGCAAAUCAAGGAAAGCUGCUGGUGAUCAUGCCAAGGGUCUUCAUAUACCACGAUUAACAGAGGUUUUUCUCGUUCUUGUGCAAGGAACCAGUUUAAUUCAGCGACUUAUGUCUGUUGCUUAUACAUAUGAUAAUCUGGCCCCUAGGUGUAUUAGCAGGGAGCUGGACCAGAAGUGGAGCAGCUGGGAGUUGAAUUGGAGCUCUGAUACAGGAUGCUGGUAUCACAGAGUUUUGAAAGCUCAGUCUGAUCACAGGUCUAGACAUGAAGUGUCACAUUAUUCAAUGUGGCUCUUGGUGAGUUGGGCACAUUGCUGUUCUUUGGUGAAAUCUAGCCUUGCUGAUAGUGAUCAUUUACAAGAUUGGCUAAAGAAAUUGACUCUCCUUAUACCUGAGACUGCCGUUCGCCAUGAAUCUUGCAAUGGUCUCUAUAAGUUAUCUCUGUCAGGCCUAGAUGGAGGAGACUCAAUCCAUCGCUCUUUUCUGCUUCUGGCUGCCUCAACAUUGUUGAAAUUUCUUCCUGAUGCUCAAGCACUCAAACCUAUCAGGACAGAUGACUAUGAGGAGGAACCAAUGUUAAAACCUGGAUGUAAAGAGUAUUUUUGGUUGUUAUGCAAAUUAGUAGACAACAUUCAUAUAAAGGAUGCUAGUCAGACAACGCUCCUUGACUUAGAUGCUUUGGCAAGACAUUUGGCUGACUGUAUUCGAAGUAGAGAGAUCCUUGAUCAUCAAGACGGUAAUACAGAAGAUGAUGGGCUUACAGGACUCCUAAGGCUUGCAACAAGUGUUAUUAAACACAAACCUCCAUUCAAAUUUUCAAGGGAAGGACAGGAGUUUUUGAGAGAUAUCUUCAAUCUGCUGUUUCUGUUGCCUAGUCUGAAAGAUCGACAACAGCCAAAGUGCAAAUCACAUUCUUCAAGAGCUGCUGCUUAUGAUUUGUUAGUAGAGAUGGUGAAGGGAUCAGUUGAAAACUACAGGCUAAUACAUAACUGGGUUAUGGCCCAGCAUAUGCAGUCCCAUGCACCUUACAAGUGGGACUACUGGCCUCAUGAAGAUGUCCGUGCAGAAUGUAGGUUUGUUGGCCUGACAAACCUUGGAGCUACUUGUUACUUGGCUUCCACAAUACAGCAACUUUAUAUGAUACCUGAGGCAAGGCAGGCCGUCUUCACUGCAAAGUAUUCUGAAGACAUGAAGCACAAAACCACUCUUCUGGAGCUUCAGAAAAUGUUCACUUAUUUAAUGGAGAGUGAAUGCAAAGCAUAUAAUCCUAGGCCUUUCUGUAAGACGUACACCAUGGAUAAGCAGCCUCUGAAUACUGGAGAGCAGAAGGAUAUGACAGAAUUUUUUACUGAUUUGAUUACCAAAAUUGAAGAAAUGUCUCCAGAACUGAAAAAUACUGUCAAGAGCUUGUUUGGAGGUGUAAUUACAAACAAUGUUGUGUCCUUGGAUUGUGAGCACGUUAGUCAAACUGCUGAAGAGUUUUAUACUGUGAGGUGCCAGGUCGCUGAUAUGAAGAACAUUUAUGAAUCUCUUGAUGAAGUUACUAUUAAGGACACUUUAGAGGGUGACAACAUGUAUACUUGUUCUCAUUGUGGAAAGAAAGUACGAGCUGAAAAAAGGGCAUGUUUUAAGAAAUUACCUCGCAUUCUCAGUUUCAAUACUAUGAGGUAUACAUUUAAUAUGGUCACAAUGAUGAAAGAAAAAGUGAAUACACACUUUUCCUUCCCGUUACGUUUGGAUAUGACACCCUACACAGAAGAUUUUCUUAUGGGAAAGAGUGACAGGAAAGAAGGUUUUAAGGAAGUCAGUGAUCACUCAAAAGACACAGAGAGCUAUGAGUACGACUUGAUAGGAGUGACUGUUCACACAGGAACUGCAGAUGGUGGACACUAUUACAGCUUCAUCCGAGAUAUCGUUAAUCCACAUGCUUAUAAAAACAAUAAAUGGUAUCUUUUUAAUGAUGCUGAGGUAAAACCUUUUGAUUCUGCUCAGCUUGCCUCUGAAUGUUUUGGUGGAGAGAUGACGACCAAGACAUAUGAUUCUGUUACAGAUAAAUUUAUGGAUUUCUCCUUUGAAAAGACCCACAGUGCAUAUAUGCUGUUUUAUAAACGCAUGGAACCAGAGGAAGAAAAUGGCAGGGAAUACAAAUUUGAUGUUUCAUCAGAAUUACUAGAGUGGAUUUGGCAUGAUAACAUGCAGUUUCUUCAAGACAAAAACAUUUUUGAGCACACAUAUUUUGGGUUUAUGUGGCAGUUGUGUAGUUGUAUUCCCAGUACGUUACCAGAUCCCAAAGCUGUGUCACUAAUGACAGCAAAGUUAAGUACUUCCUUUGUUCUAGAGACAUUUAUUCAUUCAAAAGAAAAGCCCACAAUGCUUCAGUGGAUUGAAUUAUUGACCAAACAGUUUAAUAAUAGUCAAGCAGCUUGUGAGUGGUUUUUGGAUCGCAUGGCUGAUGAUGACUGGUGGCCAAUGCAGAUACUAAUUAAGUGCCCUAACCAAAUUGUGAGACAGAUGUUUCAGCGUUUAUGUAUCCAUGUGAUUCAGAGACUGAGACCUGUGCAUGCUCAUCUGUAUCUGCAGCCAGGAAUGGAAGAUGGAUCAGAUGAUAUGGACGCCUCAGUAGAAGAUAUUGGUGGUCGUUCAUGUGUCACUCGAUUUGUGAGAACUCUGUUAUUAAUUAUGGAACAUGGUGUAAAACCUCACAGUAAACAUCUUACAGAGUAUUUUGCCUUCCUUUAUGAAUUUGCGAAAAUGGGUGAAGAAGAGAGCCAGUUUUUGCUUUCAUUGCAAGCCAUAUCUACAAUGGUACAUUUUUACAUGGGAACCAAAGGACCUGAAAAUCCUCAAGUUGAAGUGUUGUCAGAGGAAGAAGGGGAGGAAGAAGAAGAGGAAGAAGAUAUUCUCUCUCUGGCAGAAGAAAAAUACAGGCCCGCUGCCCUUGAAAAGAUGAUAGCUUUAGUUGCUCUUUUGGUUGAACAGUCUCGCUCAGAAAGGCAUUUGACAUUAUCACAGACUGAUAUGGCAGCACUUACAGGAGGCAAGGGAUUUCCCUUCUUGUUUCAACACAUUCGUGAUGGCAUCAAUAUAAGACAAACUUGUAAUCUGAUUUUCAGCCUGUGUCGAUACAAUAAUCGACUUGCAGAACAUAUUGUAUCUAUGCUCUUCACAUCAAUAGCAAAGUUGACUCCUGAGGCCGCCAAUCCUUUCUUUAAAUUGUUGACGAUGCUGAUGGAAUUUGCUGGUGGACCUCCAGGAAUGCCUCCCUUCGCAUCUUACAUUCUGCAAAGGAUUUGGGAGGUGAUUGAAUACAAUCCUUCUCAGUGUCUGGAUUGGUUGGCAGUACAGACACCCCGAAAUAAACUGGCACACAGCUGGGUCCUACAGAAUAUGGAAAACUGGGUCGAGCGGUUUCUUUUGGCUCACAAUUAUCCUAGAGUCAGGACUUCUGCAGCUUAUCUUCUGGUGUCCCUUAUACCAAGCAAUUCAUUCCGCCAGAUGUUCCGGUCAACAAGGUCUUUGCACAUCCCAACCCGUGACCUUCCACUCAGUCCAGACACAACAGUAGUCCUACAUCAGGUCUACAACGUGCUCCUUGGUUUGCUCUCAAGAGCCAAACUUUAUGUUGAUGCUGCUGUUCAUGGCACUACAAAGCUAGUGCCCUAUUUUAGCUUUAUGACUUACUGUUUAAUUUCCAAAACUGAGAAGCUGAUGUUUUCCACAUAUUUCAUGGAUUUGUGGAACCUUUUCCAGCCUAAACUUUCUGAGCCAGCAAUAGCUACAAAUCACAAUAAACAGGCUUUGCUUUCAUUUUGGUACAAUGUGUGUGCUGACUGUCCAGAGAAUAUCCGCCUUAUUGUUCAGAACCCAGUGGUAACCAAGAACAUUGCCUUCAAUUACAUCCUUGCUGACCAUGAUGAUCAGGAUGUGGUGCUUUUUAACCGUGGGAUGCUGCCCGCCUACUACGGCAUUCUGAGGCUCUGCUGUGAGCAGUCUCCUGCAUUCACUCGACAACUGGCUUCUCACCAGAAUAUCCAGUGGGCCUUUAAGAAUCUUACGCCACAUGCCAGCCAAUACCCUGGAGCAGUGGAAGAACUAUUUAAUCUGAUGCAGCUCUUUAUAGCUCAGAGACCAGAUAUGAGAGAAGAAGAACUAGAAGAUAUUAAGCAGUUUAAGAAAACAACCAUAAGUUGUUACUUACGUUGCCUAGAUGGCCGCUCCUGCUGGACAACUUUAAUAAGUGCCUUCAGAAUACUAUUAGAAUCUGAUGAAGACAGACUUCUUGUUGUAUUUAAUCGUGGGUUAAUCCUGAUGACUGAGUCUUUCAACACAUUACACAUGAUGUAUCAUGAAGCUACGGCUUGCCAUGUGACUGGAGACUUAGUAGAACUUCUGUCAAUUUUCCUUUCAGUUUUGAAGUCCACACGCCCAUAUCUUCAGAGAAAAGAUGUGAAACAAGCAUUAAUCCAGUGGCAGGAACGAAUUGAAUUUGCCCAUAAACUGUUAACUCUUCUUAAUUCCUAUAGCCCUCCAGAACUUAGAAACGCCUGCAUAGAUGUCCUUAAGGAACUUGUUCUCUUGAGUCCCCAUGAUUUUCUUCAUACUCUGGUUCCAUUUCUACAGCACAACCAUUGCACUUACCAUCACAGUAACAUACCAAUGUCUCUUGGACCUUAUUUCCCUUGUCGAGAAAAUAUCAAGCUAAUAGGAGGGAAAAGCAAUAUUCGGCCUCCGCGCCCUGAACUCAAUAUGUGCCUCUUGCCCACAAUGGUGGAAACCAGUAAGGGCAAAGAUGACGUUUAUGAUCGUAUGCUGCUAGACUACUUCUUUUCUUAUCAUCAAUUCAUCCAUCUAUUAUGCCGAGUUGCAAUCAACUGUGAAAAAUUUACUGAAACAUUAGUUAAGCUGAGUGUCCUAGUUGCCUAUGAAGGUUUACCACUGCAUCUUGCACUGUUCCCCAAACUUUGGACUGAGCUAUGCCAGACUCAGUCCGCCAUGUCAAAAAACUGCAUCAAGCUUUUGUGUGAAGAUCCUGUUUUUGCAGAAUAUAUUAAAUGUAUCCUAAUGGAUGAAAGAACUUUUCUAAACAACAAUAUUGUCUACACAUUCAUGACACAUUUCCUUCUAAAGGUUCAAAGUCAAGUGUUUUCUGAAGCAAAUUGUGCCAAUUUGAUCAGCACCCUUAUUACAAACUUGAUCAAUCAGUACCAGAACUUACAGUCUGAUUUCACCAACCGAGUUGAAAUUUCCAAAGCAAGUGCUUCGUUAAAUGGGGACCUGAGGGCGCUGGCCUUGCUCCUGUCAGUACACACUCCCCAGCACUUAAAUCCCGCGCUCAUUCCAACUCUGCAAGAGCUUUUAAGCAAAUGCAGGACUUGUCUACAACAGAGGAACUCGCUCCAAGAGCAAGAAGCCAAAGAAAGAAAAACUAAAGAUGAUGAAGGGGCCACUCCUGUGAAGAGGCGGCGAGUAAGCAGUGAUGAGGAACACACCGUCGACAGCUGCAUGGGCGACGUGAAAACAGAGGCCAGGGAGGUGCUGACCCCAACUAGCACUUCAGACAAUGAGACAAGAGACUCCUCCAUUAUCGACCCCGGAACUGAGCAAGAUCUCCCUUCCCCUGAAAAUAGUUCUGUUAAAGAAUACCGAAUGGAAGUUCCAUCUUCGUUUUCAGAAGACAUGUCAAAUAUCAGGUCCCAGCAUGCAGACCAGUCCAACACCAGUAGAUUUGAAGACUGUAAAGAAUUCAAAGACCUCCACUGUUCCAAGGAUUCUGCCCUACCUGAGGAAGACGCCGAGUUCCCGUCUACUUCCAUCUCUGCCGUACUGUCUGACUUAGCUGACUUGAGAAGCUGUGAUGGUCAGGCUCUGCCCUCUCAGGACCCUGAGGCGGCUUUGUCACUCAGUUGUGGCCAUUCCAGAGGACUCUUUAGUCACAUGCAGCAACAGGACAUCUUAGAUACCCUGUGCAGGACCAUUGAAUCUACAAUCCACGUGGUCACAAGGAUAUCUAGCAAAGGCAACCAAGCUGCUUCUUGACAUUAGAUGUAGCAUGUCUACUUUUAAGGCCCCUUCCCCACCCCCAAUGCUGUUUGUAUAAGUUUUGCUUAUUCGUUUUUGUGCUUCAAUUUGUCCAGUGCUCUCUGCUUGAAUGGCAAGAUAGAUUUAUAGGCUUAAUCCUUGGUCAGGCAGAACUCCAGAUGGAAAACCUUGCAUCUUCAGUAUACUUUCUAAAGGGCAAUCAGAUAAUGGAUGUUUUAUGUAAUUAAGAGUUCACUGUAGUGGCUUUCAUUUAAUACGGCUGUCCGGGAGGAGCAGGGUUCCCUAGCCCUGUACGUUGUAAUUUAAACUUACAGCAUUUUUACUGUGUAUAAUAUGGUGUCCUCUGUGCCAGUUUUGUACCUUAUAAUAGAGGCAGAUUGCCUCCGAUCGCUGUGGUUCUUAUUAUCAAAAUUAAGUUUACUUGUAUACGGAAAAACCACAAGAAAUUUGAUUCUGUAAAGAAUCCUCUUUAGCUGUGGCCUGGCAGUAUAUAAAUGGUGCUUUAUUUAACAGAAUACCUGUGGAGGAAAUAAAGCACACUUGAUGUAAAAAUAAUUGUUUUAUUUUUAUUGACAUGACUGAUUGCUAUUCUGUGCACUUAAUUAAAACUGAUUGUGAUGACUUUU